Messenger RNA from Stegodyphus dumicola, 1167 nucleotides. RefSeq lists its product as uncharacterized. Lineage: Eukaryota; Metazoa; Arthropoda; Arachnida; Araneae; Eresidae. The record is from RefSeq and is a predicted model, not a curated record.
AUGGAGCAUGAAAUUGACUUCAUACUCAUUCAGGAAUCAUAUCAGCAUGGCAAUAAAGUCAUCAGCUUCCCACUUUCGUGGACAGUAGUCAAUGCUACUGACGAACCCAGAGUCGCCACCAUUUGCUGCCGCCAAAUAUGCAGACGUGCCUCCUCACUUGAUCAGCAACAAGAAAUCCUGAAAGCGUAUCCAAAAGCACACCAUCUACUAGCGGGCGAUUUCAACGCCCACUCGGAACUGUGGGGUUACUCAGAUACUGACGCUCGAGGACGACAGAGGUACAAACUCAAGCGAAGGACGCUAAAGCUCUUCAGCCAAAAGGCCCGCAGUACACUCACACGUGCAGAACAAGAUUUAGAACACUGCCACAAUACAGAUGAUGUUGAUAACUUCACUAGUAUCCUAAUUAAAGAGCUUCAGGCCAUUUGUGAUUCGACUUUCCAGAUCAAAUCUCCAAAGGUACACUAUGUUGCCAACUGGUGGACUAAAAGCCUCAGGAUACAAAGGAGUAAGACCCGAGCUCUUCGCAGAAAGAUGAAGUCGGAGCAUAAAUCAGAACGCCGAGAAGAACUAAGUAUUAUCUACAAAAAAGCACAAGCCCAGUAUAAAAAGGCCAUUCUAGAAGCCAAGCUGUACAGCUGGAGGGCGUUUUGCACAAACAAUAAAAAUCCCUAUGGGGUAUUGCAUAAAAUCGCAACGAAUAAGGUCUUUGCCCCUCCAAUUCACAAGGUCUACGUAGACGGCACCAAUAAUCCGCAACCGACAGAGGAGCACAGGAGCACUAUUGCGGCAACACUCACCAAGAUUCUUGAUGCAGUCUUUCAAGACGACAAUACAUUGGAUGCUUCCAAUCCAGAACAUCCAGCUUAUCUUCUACACUCCACAACAGAAGAUGACGUGUCAUUCACGCAGCCUGAAGUCUGCGCUGUUUUGCGAAAUCUACCGAGGAACAAAGCCCCAGGGCCCGAUUCGUUGGACUACAACAUUGUCAAGGCGAUGCAUCAGGCAAAACCAACGUUUCUUAAAAAUUUUUACAAUAAAUUGCUCCAACUGCGUUAUUUUCCCAAGCCCUUUAAGACAGGGCAAAGUUAUUCUUUUCCAAAAGAAAGAAAAGGACCCCGAACGAUCCGGCCUCAUUCCGGCCCAUCUGUCUCCUGCCCGCCAUAG